AUGAACCUCGGGGUGGAGGUGGCCACGCUGGAGAACACGCGCCUCGUGCUGGAGAUCGACAACGCGAGACUCGCGUCCGAGGACUUCCGCAUAAAGUGGGAGGCGGAGUCUGCGCUGCGCGAGACGGUGGAGGCGGACGCUCACGAGCUGCGCCGCCUGUCGGCCGAGUACUGCGCGUGCCGCAAUCAGCUGGCGUGCGAGCAGAACGUGCUGCAGGGAGAGAUCCACACGCUCAAGGACCAUCACCGCGGGGAGAUGGAGUCGCUCCGCAUGGACUACAGCAGCUCCACCACCAAGGUGGAGAUGGACAACUCCCCCGGGGCCGACACGGCCGGUAUCAUCAGCGAGAUCCGUGCACAGUACGAGACCAUGAUCCACAACAACCGCCACGAGGCCGAGUGCAUGCUGCACAGCAAGCUGGAGGCUGCCGAGGCAUCGGCCGUGCACUCCCACGGGGAGCUGUCGGCCGCUAAGAGCCAGGCUCACCACCUGCGGCAACAGUUCCAGACUCUGGAGGUGGAGAUGGAGUCACUCCGCAGCGCGAACGCGACGUUGGAGGACAACCUUGCGGAGACGGAGGAGCGCUUCAGCGUGGAGGUGCGCAGCCUCGCCGAGGUCCUGUCGCGUCUGGAGGCCGAGUACUCGGACGUGCGCGCCAACGUGGAGCGUCAGCUGCACGAGUACGAGUCGCUGCUCAACAUCAAGAUGGGUCUGGAGAUGGAGAUCUCCACCUACAAGUGUCUCAUCGAGGGCGAGGACUCGAGGCUGAGCAGUGAGGUUCGCUGUAACCCCGCGUGCUGCGGCUCCAGCAGAGUCUGCUCCUCCCUCCCCAUGCCUUGCGGCAAGGACCCGUGCAGCCUGAACGUGUGCUCCUCGGGGCCCGUGUGCACCAUGCCCUGCCUGAAGUGA
Molecule: messenger RNA, 909 nt
Organism: Lethenteron reissneri (Far Eastern brook lamprey)
Lineage: Eukaryota; Metazoa; Chordata; Hyperoartia; Petromyzontiformes; Petromyzontidae
Product: keratin, type I cytoskeletal 18-like
Cellular component (GO): cytoskeleton
Molecular function (GO): structural molecule activity
Source: RefSeq, a predicted model, not a curated record